UACUGUUGGUUAUCUGUGCACCAAGAUAUCGAAAUUGGUUGGUAAUUUUAAAUCUAUCCUCGCCAAGUUCUACCUAUGGCUGAGGUCCUCCAUUUUCUCUGUGGGUCAUUAACAUGUACUCAGUCUUUUCCUGGUUCAUCUGCAGACCCAAAUCAUCUAUUGCUUGUUUUAAAACUUCAUAACCCUCCAUCAAGGCUCUUUUAGACCUUGCAACUAAUUCGACAUCAUCUGCAUAGGCCAAAACUUGCAGCUGUCAGGGUUAGAAGGUAUUUUUUAUGGCUCGUUCUAAAACUAAGUUAAAUAAUACAGCAGAUAAAACAUCACCUUGUCUCAGGCCUUGGUCAGUGUCAAAGGAGUCCGAAAGCUGUCCAUCUAUCUUCACCUCACUUCUGGUCUGCCUUAAGGUUAGCAUAAUCAGUCAAAUUAGCUUUCGUGGUACUUGCAAUUCUCUUAAGGUCUCUCGUAGUUUUCCUCUGAUGACACUGUUGUAGGCUUUCUUAAAAUCAAUGUAAAGCUGGUGCACAUCAAGACUGUCUGUCUCUGUUAAGCAAUUCCUUAAAAUACUCUGCCCAUCUCUCAAGAAUCGCCUGUUUGCUUCCGAUUAAUUUUCCAUUUCGGUCCUUGCAAAACACGGCUUUGGUCUGAAAACCUUUAUUUUCUUCUUUUACUUUUUGACAGAAUUAUCUUACCAAUCCCCUUGCAUGACAGCUUUCCGUUUUCUUAAAAUUUUUCCUCUCAGAGGCUUUUUUCAUGUUUCUAUAUACUCUAGAAGCUUCUCUCCUUUUAUUCUUAAAUUCUUCAACAGUAAUUCUUGUUCUUAGUUGUAACAUACGCAUUCUAGCAUUGUUCCUUUCUUUGAUGGUUGCCCUACAUUCUUCAUCAAACCACUCUUCUCUGUGAAAUCUUUCCUUCAAUAACUUGCAGUUUAAUCAGUAAGUUUUGAGUUACAAGAGUUUUGCCCACUGUGCCACACAACCCGUUUGAAGGAUUCUUGGACUCUGUGCUGUUUAUACAAAUCAAGCACAGCAGAGAGGUCUCCAGAGACGUUUUAUACUAUAAAAAACAGCAUGUACUGGUGACUCUUAGUUCUUCUAAUCCACAGCACAAGUAGAGCUAAUUCUCUGCACAUUUGCGCAUUAUUUGAAGAUGAAGUGAUGAUAAUUUCAGAUCAUAUUACAGAAGGUAUUUCUGGUAAUGCAAUCAAAUGUAUAUUGUUUAACUGAUUUAAUAAUUCAUAGAGUACUUUAUAUUCACACAAUGUAUUAUUUAAAAUGUUGUGGUUAUCUAAAGCUGAUAAUCAUCAAAAUGGUUUAUUUGUAAGAUACAUAAAGAUUGAAUUAACUUUUUCUAUUCUCAUCCUCAGGUCAAUGAAUCCAUUCUUUGUUUAAUGGAAAAUGGAAAAUGGAACAUAUUUUUACUUGAUGUUGUUUGAAAAUAUUGGGUACAUAAGAUAUGCUUUCUUUGGUUUGGGAAUUAUUCUAUAUUGUGCUAUUGUAUUCUUUAAUGCACUUAUUAUUCUUGCAAUUUUUCUGGAAAGGACAUUGCACCAGCCCAUGUACAUUCUGAUUUCAUGUUUAUCCGUCAACUCUGUGUUUGGAACAGCUGCUUUUUUCCCAAGGUUACUGGCAGACUUGCUGUCUGAUACACACUCAGUCUCCCGUGAAGCAUGUAUCUUACAGGCUUUUGUCAUUUAUUCAUAUGCAUCAAAUGAAAACACGAUAUUAAUGUUAAUGGCAUUUGACAGGUAUGUAGCAAUCAGUAAACCAUUACAAUACAACAACAUAAUGACCCCCAGGAUUUUAUCUGUUUUAAUAUCCAUAAGCUGUAUUUAUCCGAUGCUUUGUCUUGGUAUUGCUGGUAUAUUAAAUGCCAGACUCACAAUGUGUGGUAACAAACUGUGGAAGGUUUACUGUCACAACUGGGAAAUUGUCAAGCUUUCUUGUGCAAAUACUAUUGUUAAUAAUGUUUUUGGCUUGUUCAUAUUGACCACAACUGUUAUCAUGCCUUUAAGUUUUAUAUUAUACUCUUAUGUUACAAUUCUUAUAAUUUGUAGAAAAAGCUCACUAGAUUUCAGAAGAAAAGCAUAUCAAACUUGUAUUCCACACAUAGUGAUCCUCUUAAAUUUCUCAGUAGCUCUUUUUUGCGAGGUCACUUUGAGUCGGAUUGCAAAUUUGGAACUCCCUAUAGGGCUGUCAAUCAUUCUUUCAUUAGAGUUUCUCAUUGUACCACCCAUCCUUGACCCUCUUGUUUAUGGUUUGAAUUUUCCUAAAAUUCGCAAAAAAAUUCAAUGGAUUAUAAAAGCUUGCAAAUAGCUGUAACAGAUGCUGCACAGAAUGUUAACAAAGUUCAAUGAUUGUAUGAUUGUAUGGUAUAAAUUAUGUAAUCAUGAUGUACAUCACAUUUUAUGAACCUGUGAAUUUGAGACUUUGAGUUUUACUGUUAAUCUUUGCCACAAUUAUAUAUUAACUAUACAUAUUAUUUCUAAUUUAGCCUGUUACUGGAUUCAUGACAUGGUUCAGACCCUCGGUCACAUCUCAGAUACC
Molecule: messenger RNA, 2543 nt
Organism: Cyprinus carpio (common carp)
Lineage: Eukaryota; Metazoa; Chordata; Actinopteri; Cypriniformes; Cyprinidae
Product: putative gustatory receptor clone PTE03
Exons: 1
Coding region: 1395-2312 (305 amino acids)
Biological process (GO): G protein-coupled receptor signaling pathway
Cellular component (GO): membrane
Molecular function (GO): olfactory receptor activity; G protein-coupled receptor activity
Source: RefSeq, a predicted model, not a curated record